AUGAAGCUAGAGAAUCUUCAGCCAUCAGGAUCAUUCAAAUCACGAGGAGUUGGCAAUCUCGUCCGGAACUGCGUCCAACGUCGACGAACCUCUGCCACUGCCAGUCAUGGGCCCAAGAUCCAUUUCAUCUCCAGUUCCGGGGGCAAUGCCGGACUGGCGGCCACCACGGCGGCAAGACAACUCGAUCAGGACGUCACGGUGGUGGUGCCGAAGACGACGGGGCGGGCCAUGAGAGACAAGCUUGUCGCCGCAGGAGCACGAGUCCUCGUCCACGGCGCCACGGUGUCAGACGCGGACGAGUACGUGAAGCACAUGGUCGCCGACGAUCCGAAGAGUGUCUACGUGCCUCCCUUCGAUCACGAAGAUAUCUGGCAAGGCAACUCGACCAUCAUCGACGAACUCCACGCCCAACUGGACGGCCAUCCUCCCACCGCAAUCAUCUGCAGUGUCGGCGGCGGGGGCCUGUUCAACGGCAUCAUGCAGGGCCUCGAGCGACACGGCUGGACCUCACACGUCCAAGUGCUCGCCGUCGAGACCUCCGGCGCCGACUCGCUGGCCCAGUCGCUGCAGGCAGGGGAGCUGAUUACGCUGCCGUGCAUCACGAGCAUCGCCCGCUCGCUGGGCGUGACCCGCGUCAGCGAGCGGACCUUGGCAUAUGCAGAUGCCCGCCCGGACCUGGUCCACAGCUUGGUCUUGAGCGACGCCGCCGCCGCCAUGGCGUGCGUGAGGUUCGCCGAUCAGGAGAAGAUCAUGGUCGAGGCCGCCUGUGGCGCAGCGGUUGCCGCGUGCGAUCAGGCCGUGUUGAGGGCCGCUGUACAUGGAUUUGGGACAGAUUCCACCAUCGUGGUGGUUGUUUGUGGUGGUAAGUCCAAGUCUUGCCCUAUGCCUUAUUUCUCAUGGUUGCGUGUGAAUGAGCAAGCCGCUCUAGCCAUUGACCUUGACCUUCAUUGA
Molecule: messenger RNA, 951 nt
Organism: Capronia epimyces CBS 606.96
Lineage: Eukaryota; Fungi; Ascomycota; Eurotiomycetes; Chaetothyriales; Herpotrichiellaceae
Exons: 3
Coding region: 1-951 (316 amino acids)
Biological process (GO): L-threonine catabolic process; L-serine catabolic process
Molecular function (GO): threonine deaminase activity; L-serine ammonia-lyase activity; pyridoxal phosphate binding
Source: RefSeq, a predicted model, not a curated record